CCUGUUUGCCCGCGGUUUGCGCCGUUCCCCGCAGGGCAGGCAGCUCCUGGGGUAUUGUGUGUGUGCCCGGCACUAGAGCACUGUGUGAGAUACACCCCCACCCGCACCAAGACUUGGCCAAACUGCAGGCAACUCGAGGAAAGAAGCCAUGUCCACACCAAUGCAGUGAAAUGAGCCCAUGUGUGGCUCUGCAGCCUCUACUUCUGGUUACAGGGAGCUUGGUUCGUGCUGGGUCAGAGUGGCCGUUGUAACCCGGGCCGGCAGCCGAAGCCGCAACUAUGGAGAAUCCUUCACCCCCGGGCACACAGCGCCUCGACUGCUCCACAUGCCCGCUGCUGUUUCACACUCCGGACCAGAUGCAUUUCCAUCGCAAACACUUCCACCAAAGUUAUAGCCUGGAGCAAGAAACCGUGCUCGAACAUCCAGGCGAAUUACCUUCUAUCAACGUGCCUGAAGAAUUAGUUUCCAGUUCCCAUACCUUCAAGAACAAGACUUUCAAGAAACCAAAAACCUGCAACAUCUGCAAACAACUCAUCACCAGCAACCAAGGCCUUUCAUGCAGGGUUUGCAAGUAUGCAUGUCACAAGAAAUGUGAGUCAAAGGUAGUCACGCCAUGUUUGCCACCAGUCAACUAUGAGCUGCCCGAUAACUCUGAUGCAUUUCUAAGUCAUGUAAACAAUCCGGGGUCAAAUAAUUUUCCGAAGAAUUCCUCUUUCAGUCAUAACUCAUCUCCGAGUGUGGAAUCAGGUCACAUAAUGGAGGAGGGUUAUGAGCUUGAUCUGACUUACAUUACGGAGCGCAUCAUCGCAGUAUCUUUUCCUGCUGGCUGUUCAGAAGAAACCUACUUCCAUAAUCUACAGGAUGUAACACGGAUGUUGAAAUCCAAACAUGGAGAUAAUUAUUUGGUGUUUAAUCUUUCUGAAAGGAGGUAUGACCUGUCCAAACUGAACUCCAAGGUGAUGGAUGUAGGUUGGCCUGACCUCCAUGCGCCACCUCUGGAUAAGAUGUGUACGAUAUGCAAAGCGAUGGAGACAUGGCUAAACAAUGACCCACUUCAUGUGGUGGUUAUUCAUUGCAGGGGAGGUAAAGGAAGAAUAGGAGUGGUUAUAUCAUCGUAUAUGCACUUCACCAAUAUAUCUGCAAGUGCUGAUCAAGCCCUUGACAGGUUUGCAAUGAAGAAAUUCUACGAUGAUAAAGUUUCUGCCUUAAUGCAACCAUCACAGAAACGGUAUGCCCAUUUUUUAAAUGGUCUGCUGUCUGGUUCAGUGAAAAUGAACGCCACUCCAUUGUUUCUGCACUUUGUCAUUUUGCAUGGCAUUCCCAGUUUUGAUACUGGCGGAGUUUGCCGCCCAUUUUUAAAGAUUUACCAAGCAAUGCAACCAGUCUACACUUCAGGCAUCUACAAUGUUGGGGCUGAAAACCAAAGCAGAAUAUGCAUUUCGAUAGAGCCAGCACAACUUCUUAAAGGUGAUAUAAUGGUUAAGUGCUACCACAAGAAGUAUCGUUCAGCGACAAGAGAUGUCAUCUUCCGGCUUCAGUUUCACACUGGCUCCAUUCAGGGCUUUGGGUUUGUGUUUGGGAAAGAGGACCUAGACAAUGCCAACAAAGAUGACCGGUUUCCCGAAUUCGGCAAGAUUGAGCUUGUGUUCUCAGCCAGUCCUGAGAAAAUACAGGGUUCUGAGCAUCUCCAGAACGAUCAUGGAGUAAUUGUGGAUUAUAACACUGCUGACCCAUUGAUACGCUGGGACUCCUAUGAAACUCUGACUGCUGAUGGGGAAGUGUCACAUACGCAAGGCCCAAUUGAUGGAAGCCUAUAUGCCAAAGUGCGAAAGAAAAGCUCCUCUGAGGGUAACAUUCCCAUUGGUGGUGCUCCUGUAACAACUGGCCCUGAACAGAUUGAACAUACACUGUCAGUCAGCAGUGACUCUGGAAACUCCACCGCCUCCAUAAGAACAGACCGAACAGAGGAACACUUGCCACCAGCCAUUAAACGAGGGCUAAGCCUGCAGGAGAAAGCCGAGUUGGACAGGCUUUUGAGUGGAUUUGGGCUGGAGAAUUCAGUGCAGCUGAAGGAUAUGACUGAUACCAAAGUGAAAUACAGUGGAGUACGUCACAUCGUCCCAGUUCAGGUUCAUGUGAACGGUGAACUGAAGGCAAAGGACAGGGAGACGGACAUUUUAGACGAUGAAAUGCCAAAUCACGAUCUGCACAGUGUGGACAGCAUAGGGACUCUUUCCUCCUCAGAAGGUCAACCGUCAAACAACCUGGGGAACUUCAGCUUUCACAAGAGCAGUCAGAACUCUCUGCUGUCGGAUGGAUUUGGAAGCAACACUGGUGAUGACCUCCACAAUGUUGUUGUACCAGACCUUGGUAUUGGGACAGAAACCGGGUAUGACAGAACAUUUGUAGGAGUUACCGAGGGAAAAAAUGUCUUACAACAGCCCAGAAACCCAUCACUGCCAACACAGCCACAAGUUUAUAAUCAGAGUAACUAUUCUACUCAAACCUGGGUUCGGCAACAGCAGAUGGUUGCUGCUCAGCCGUAUGUCUAUCCAGCAGAAAAUGAUUUGAGGUUUGCAAUGGUGGGCACCGGAGAGGAUCCCAACAGAACACAAAUAGCAUCCAAACUUCCGAAUGCUCCAACACGAGGGUCCAGCAGUAGGGAUGCUGUGCAGCGAGGGCUUAGUACAUUGUCAGGGGACAGUAAGCCACAAGAUCACCAACGCUCAGAUGCCUUGUUUGAGCACGAGAAACAACCUUGCAAGCCAUCUGAGACUGAUCAGGCCGCUGAAGGAACAAGGCCAGGAUCUGAGGAACAAGACUUGUCAUCUUCCCCAACGUUGGAUAUUGAUCAGUCAAUUGAACAACUCAAUAAACUGAUCAUGGAUCUAGAUCCCACGUUUGUGCCAAUUCCUACACGUGUGAACUCUGUAAAGAAAGGCUCCCUUAGCAAGAAGGAUGUCGCCCUGCAAGGAAGCAACGGUGUGAAUUCAGGGUCAGAGGAACAAACCCCAAGAGUUUCAGGAAGUGACAGCCAACAAGGUCAACAGGCGAGCAAAAAUCACCUAACAUUGGGAAGGACAAGGCAACUGAGUGUAGGACAAUAUGAACAAGGUGAAGCUCAUCUGCUCUUUGACCAGAGUGGAUGGAUCAAAUCCUCUGACUCUUCCCACUCCAAUGGAUUAUUCACCUCAACUGGCCAGUCUGGGGAGCUGAACAAAGAAUGUAACGUUGGCCAGGAUAAGAUGGAUGGUGGACUGUUAAUCUUGUCCUCCCUGAAUGAAGUUCCACCUCCCACGCCAGCAUUCCCAGUCUCACCCCCAACUCCGUAUGUCAAAGUCUCUCAGAAUUAUUCGGCGGUCUCUGUGUUUGGAGUUGGAGAAUCUAGCAGCAGCCCUUCUGAUGUCUUCAGAAAUGCUCAUGAAACCCGAAGCUGCAUGGAAGGCAUUCAUCGUUCCAGAGUGGGCUCAGACAAUGCAGCAGUGAGCAGCAUUCUGUUUCACACCGAUUCGCCAACAACUAAUACGCCUUUCCAGCGAUCGUUUAGCUCAGGGUGUUCGAUCUCCAACAGCCAAGUGCCCAGGACAGACAGCCCACUUGCCUGGUUGGAGAAUACCCAGAAAGGAGCGUUUUCUCCUCAGCCAUCUGUAACUGGGAUUAGUAGGUCAACAGGGAGUUACCUUGGCACCUCAGUGUUUUCUGGUAUCUCUGGAAGUCCACACCAGGAGAACUCCGCCUCACCACACUUGCCUUCUCCGGGAUCGCAAGUUGUCUCUUCCAACAACCACUCGAUUCGUCUGAAUGUUUCGGAGAGUCUCACUGCCAACCUGCACCAGGGCAGCACUGGAGCAGCCUCUCCAAUGCCUGUAGAUUCCAGCAGCCUGAACUACGGUGUCAACAGCGGACCUAGCAAUGGAAAACAAGACAUUUUACUGAGUUAUCCUGCCGGAUCAAGCAACACUGCCUUGAACAUGAACUUCCCUGCCGCUAUCCUCCCAGGUAUCGGUGGCCUGCAGGAGGGAGUGCAUGCAGCAGCUAACAGGCAGGCGCCAAAUAGUGCCCCCCUGAUGCGUGAUGUUUUGAGUAUGAAUGUCCAUCCCCCAUUGCCGGAAAAGAAACGGAUUUCCGAGGGAGAUCAUUCAUUUGCCACCAUCUCACCGGCUUCAAGUGGCUUUUCAAGUCCCCACAGUGGAAGUACGAUCAGCAUUCCCUUUCCCAGCAUCCUUCCUGACUUUUCCAAAGUUAUAAGUACUACCUCUGUUGUCCACGUUACAGAUGUAAGUUCUCCAUUUGAUAAACAUGUGACGGUAAAAUUUGUACAAGACACGUCCAAGUUUUGGUAUAAGCCAGAGAUAUCACGUGAACAAGGUGAGCAGGAGCCAUAUUUUGGUUUUAUGAAAAAUCUUUCGAAUUAUCAUGGACGACCCUAAAAAUAUCCUGACAGU
This is a messenger RNA of Amblyraja radiata (thorny skate), 4445 nucleotides long. Its product is annotated as tensin-3. Gene Ontology annotation, cellular component: focal adhesion. Lineage: Eukaryota; Metazoa; Chordata; Chondrichthyes; Rajiformes; Rajidae. The coding region runs from base 279 to 4430 and encodes 1383 amino acids. The transcript has 24 exons. The record is from RefSeq and is a predicted model, not a curated record. Gene Ontology annotation, biological process: dephosphorylation.